CCGCCCUGAGUAAUUCCAAUUUCCGCUUUGGCCAAUUUUUUUUUCCUCUUACAAAAAAGCCAUAAAAAAAGUGGGUUGUUAUGUUGAGGUCUGAUUUGUCAACCAUUUCAAAUGCAUACCAAGCGCAUCCUGAUCGUCGGCUUGGGUAAUUACACACACCCUUUAACACGGCAUAGUGUGGGUAUGGUCAUUCUGGACCAUAUCGCACAGCAACUCAACAUGACAUGGACAUUACAAAGAAACUGGAAGGCGGUCAGCGCAAACGGAAAAUUUUUGGUUACUGACAAGUCGCAUAGCCGGUCUACCGAUCCAGUCAACUCUGUCACCACUGAAUUGGAUAUCACGCUUUUGAAACCCAGGCUAUUGAUGAACGUGUGUGGUCCUAGCGUGGCAAAAGCAGUUGCCGACCUCAAAGUCCCGCUUUCUAAUUUGUACGUCAUUCAUGAUGAUUUACAACGACCGUUAGCCAAGGUAUCUUUGAAAAAUGGCGGUUCUGCUAACGGUCACAAUGGUAUCAAAUCAGUCGCAAAGCACCUGCGUACAGAUGACUUCAAACGACUUCGAAUCGGUAUUGGUCGGCCGCCAAAGGAUAUCGACGACCGAUCGUUUGAUGUGGUUGCGGAUUUUGUCUUGGGAAAGCUUACCGAAGCAGAAAUGAAGGCGCUACAGGAAUCCGUCUAUCCUUUAUUAACCGGAGAUGCACUUAAUAGUCUUUGCUUGAAGGAGACGUUGGCUCAGCCGCCCAAAGCAUCUAAAGCACCCAAAGUGCGCAAGCCAAAGCCAACAUCCGUGGAUUCGGAAACAGAUACCUCAGAAAGCCCUGAAAACUUGUAAAUUACAAUCAAAUCAUACUAUCUGGCGAGAGAAAAGAUAUGUUCAAGCGUUAUUGAAUAGUGUACAAUAGAUUAGAAUAGACCUUAUAAGCAUAACUCAAAAAAUAAUGUAUCAAUAUCGUCCAAUUCGUUUGAAUCGCGGAGCUUCAAGUGUAAGGCACCGAAUG
This is a messenger RNA of Umbelopsis ramanniana AG, 1000 nucleotides long. RefSeq lists its product as uncharacterized. The coding region runs from base 112 to 834 and encodes 240 amino acids. The transcript has 3 exons. The record is from RefSeq and is a predicted model, not a curated record. NCBI's taxonomy places the organism in Eukaryota, Fungi, Mucoromycota, Umbelopsidomycetes, Umbelopsidales, Umbelopsidaceae. Gene Ontology annotation, molecular function: peptidyl-tRNA hydrolase activity.